CUGGUGCAGGAGGGCGGCGGAGGCGCGCGCGGGGGGCGGCGGUGCCCCCCCACACCCUCAUCCCCACCCCGUCCUCGACACCCCCCCAUCCCGCGGAGAUGCCUUCGGUAGGAGAGGAGUCUCCGAAGUCGGCCAAAAGCACCACAAAGCCCGGCGGCGGCAGCGGGAAGGAUGGCGGGGCUGAGAAUUCGGAAGAGUUCCCAUCUCUAGGAAGAAGAAGGAAGCCUGAAUCUUGCAAUGUAAAGGUGAUGGAGAGCCACCAAAGCCAGAGCACUGUGAUGUCCCCAUCCAAACCCAUGGCCCAGCAGCCGCAGCAGCAGCCUCAGCAGCAGCAACAACAAACAACUUCGAAUAAACGCCCCAGUAACAGCGCUCCCCCGCCAACCCAGCUAAAUAAGAUCAAGUACUCAGGGGGACCCCAGAUUGUGAAGAAGGAGCGUCGACACAGCUCUUCUCGCUUCAAUCUGAGCAAAAACAGGGAACUGCAAAAGCUUCCAGCCCUUAAAGAUGCUCCUCCACAUGAGCGAGAAGAGCUUUUCAUCCAGAAGCUGCGGCAAUGCUGUGUGCUUUUUGACUUCAUCUCUGACCCCCUCAGUGACCUGAAAUUCAAGGAGGUGAAGCGAGCAGGUCUCAAUGAAAUGGUAGAAUACAUCACACACAACCGUGAUGUCGUCACUGAGGCCAUCUAUCCUGAAGCUGUUAUUAUGUUUUCAGUGAACCUCUUCCGGACACUUCCGCCAUCAUCCAAUCCCACAGGAGCGGAGUUUGACCCUGAGGAAGAUGAGCCUACAUUAGAGGCUGCCUGGCCACACCUACAGCUGGUGUACGAGUUCUUCCUCAGGUUCUUGGAGUCCCCUGAUUUUCAACCAAAUAUAGCGAAGAAAUACAUUGACCAGAAGUUUGUACUGUCUCUGCUGGAUCUCUUUGACAGUGAAGACCCCAGAGAACGUGACUUCCUAAAGACUAUUCUGCACAGGAUCUAUGGGAAGUUCCUGGGUCUGCGAGCGUAUGUGAGACGGCAGAUCAACAAUAUAUUUUACAGGUUCAUCUAUGAAACAGAGCAUCACAAUGGGAUUGCAGAACUUCUGGAGAUCCUAGGAAGCAUAAUCAAUGGGUUUGCUCUGCCUCUGAAGGAAGAGCACAAAAUGUUCCUCAUCAGGGUCUUGUUACCACUGCACAAAGUGAAAUCUCUCAGCGUCUACCACCCACAGUUGGCAUACUGUGUUGUACAGUUCUUGGAGAAAGACAGCAGCUUGACAGAGCCGGUGAUUGUGGGCUUGCUGAAGUUCUGGCCGAAAACACACAGUCCCAAGGAGGUGAUGUUUUUAAAUGAGCUGGAAGAGAUCCUGGAUGUGAUUGAGCCAUCUGAAUUUGUGAAAGUUAUGGAGCCCUUGUUCAGGCAGUUGGCCAAGUGCGUCUCCAGCCCACACUUCCAGGUGGCAGAGCGAGCGCUGUACUAUUGGAACAACGAAUAUAUCAUGAGCCUGAUCAGCGAUAACGCAGCCAAAAUUCUCCCGAUCAUGUUUCCAGCGCUCUACAAGAACUCCAAGAGUCACUGGAACAAGACGAUCCAUGGACUGAUCUACAAUGCACUAAAGCUGUUCAUGGAGAUGAACCAAAAGCUUUUUGAUGACUGCACACAGCAAUACAAGGCAGAGAAGCAGAAGGGGAGGUUCAGGAUGAAGGAACGAGAAGAAAUGUGGCAGAAAAUAGAGGAGCUGGCCCGGCUGAACCCUCAGUAUCCCAUGUAUUAUGCACCUCCAUCAUUGCCUCUGGUCUGCUGCAUGGAAACAGAGACCCCGACUGCAGAGGAUAUUCAGCUACUGAAGAAAACAGUGGAGACGGAGGCUGUGCAGAUGCUGAAAGACAUUAAGAAGGAGAAGGUUUUGCUGCGCCGGAAAUCUGAGCUUCCUCAGGACGUCUACACUAUAAAAGCCCUGGAGGCCCACAAGAGAGCAGAAGAGUUUCUCACCUCAAACCAGGAGGCUCUCUGACGGGCUCAGAAGCUGGCCCAAGAAGCUAUGUCCCAUCCCUUUCCCCCAGGGGUCACAGAAAUGCACUCGGUUCUCAUGUAUAAUAAGGAAUGAACAUGGUGAGCCGUGCCUGUCCUCCACUCCAUCCACAUCCCUGCAGGAUAGAUCUGUUUUUAUGUUGUACCUUCUAUCUCACCACUGCCAUCUCCUCCUGCUUCUCCUCCUCCCACACACGCAGUGUGUGUGUGCGAAGGGAACCUGUCUGCCCUGCCGGUCCAGGCAGGGGUUGCUUCAUUUCCAGUUGCUGCCUGGUUUUUGCUCUUCCUGGGAGCCUUGCAGGGCAGGCAGGCGCUUCCUGUGUCUGUGCUAGAAGGAGGGCUGAAGGGAGCUGCUCCGGGCUCUCUGUAAGCAAAGAGAGAACCGAGCCCCUCCGCGGCUCACCUCUGCGGGGCGGCUGAGCCGGGCAGCGGUGCAGAGCAGUUGACCUCUCAGGCUUCAGGAUCAGCCUGAGCUGCCCAGUUCAACCCAGCCUGAGCCAGGUGUGUUGGCUGGAGACUGCCGUGCGUGGCUCAGCGUGCUGCAGCCAUCCCCAGUGCCCGCCUCCGUGUGCCUGCCCCAGUGCUGCUUGCGGUGACCAGAGGCUGAGCGCGUGGUGGGAGCUGCUGGCAGAGUUUGUGGGGGCUCUGCCAGCUCUCCACCCUGCCUCAGGGUGCAGCUCCGCAGUGGGAGGGCUCACGAAUAGCAGGAGAUGUUUGCUUCCGCCUUUCUUUUGCCUCAAGCCCCCCGUUCUGUUCCCCUGUUGGUGGAGUGGGGGUUCAGUGCUUCGCCACCCCCAGUAUAGCUGGGUGCAAGCACUGCAUCUUAUUGCUUCCCUCCUUUUAGAGCAUCCUUAGAAGCUCUCUUGUGGGAAAGUAAAUUCCUUCGGCUCUUUGUGUUGGUCCUCGCUAAGUCGUCUCCAUUCCAAUGUCUUGGGUAGUUGUGGGCCCAGAGUUAACUUCUGCUUUGUAGCAGGUGUCAGCCACUGACUUCUGCUUUCUUCCUCCUCCUCCUGCUCAAUUAAAAUACUCCCGCAGCUUUCCCUCUGUUGUUCCCAUCCUUAGCUCUGCAGUGGCUGUGGGGUUUCUAGGAAGCUUGUGCUGCUAAAGUCAUUUCUGCAAAUUAGUGGAAGCAAUGGAUACACGUUUACGGGGCCAGGCCAAGUUUGUGCGUGUUCAGUUGUCUCCUCUUUAUGACCAGUGGCGAGAUGCCACCAUCGAAUUGCUUCUGUAGGUGCUCUGAGCAGUUUGCCUCGCCUCUUCCUUCAGCACCUGCUGUGGCCCGAGGCCCUCGUUAGCUGCGUGGCGCAGCAGGGAAGUGCUGUGCUGUGCUCAUUUAGCAUUUAGAGCGCACUCAAUAGCCCAGGGGCUCGUGCAGCACUUGGCUGCUACUGUGAUCCAGCUCUCGGAGCUCUGUCUCCUACCUUCUUGUGGUGCAGAUUCAAUCCCAGGCCAAGGCGAUAAGUAAGGGAGUGGUCUUUGCUUCUUACUGCUGCGCUUGCUUGCUUGACACAUAAGCUUGAGUGGGAUGGCAGUAGUGCAGGGAGCUUACGGAGUCGGUGCCGGUCGGACACUGCUUUGCAGCAUCCAUAGGUCAUUGCAGAAGGUCCUGGUGUACCUGCUUUGUCCCCACCAGCAGACCCCUUCCAGGUCGGAGCUGGUGUGCAGCGCAUCUCCUUUCCUCCCUCCAAACCAAGCUGAUCCCUCCCUGUGUAUCCAGCGCCCCCUGCUCCCUUUAGGCAUGCCAGCAUCUCUUGGGAGCAGCUGCCAAGCGUGAGGGGACGGAUCACCCACACCGCGCAGGACCCCGCCUCCCCUGGCUCCGUGCGCCGGGCCGGUUCAUCAGGAGACUUACAAACACCUCAGGGAGGUUAUUGCUUAUUUAGAACAUGACUCUGAGCUCAUGGUCAGCUGCCAGUCGAUUACCUCACGUGAGCCUGGCACAGCACGUAGACACGCGCCGGAGGCGGCGGCGGGGCUGCAGCUGAGGGUUGCUACCUGCAGCUGGGCUGGGGAUGCUCCUUCCUCGUCCCGGGGCUGGAGCAGCACUGCUGGGAGCAGGCCGUGCGCAGGGCAGGGCGGUGAUGCGCGGUGCCUACGUGCUGUGCGGCUGCCACGUUCUCGUAGCUUUGUGUGUCGCGUUCCGGGUCAGGGACCUCACGCUCGGUACCUUACAUUGCCAUUAGUUUACUGCCUCCUCAUUCCAGUCCUGGACUUUGAAGAAGGGGACCACGGGAGGUGGGGGGAGCACGUGAGUGUUCUCUGCCGCCCGCAGGCCUGCAUCUGCCACACUACAGCUGCCCCUCACUCCACACCCGGUCGGUAGCGUUAAUGCUCAUCUCUGCCUUUGCCUUUCCCCACAUCAGCCAAACGGACAGAACUGGAGCUGCCUCUUCCACGUCACGUGGCCCCUCCUCGGAGGGAACGAGCAAAACUAACUACUGCGUUCACCCCCUGGACACAAGUAUUAAGCUGCUUACAGUUCAUAUGUACAUAUGGUGUACUUUAUUUUCAGUAGAGCAUUACAUAGUAUGAAAGUGUUGGAUUUUGUACAGAUGUCCCUGUAUGUACAGUACUAAAUAAAACCGAUCUCUUGGAAAGACA
Tympanuchus pallidicinctus (lesser prairie-chicken) is the source of this 4612-nucleotide messenger RNA. RefSeq names its product protein phosphatase 2 regulatory subunit B'delta (gene PPP2R5D). The transcript is spliced from 17 exons. The coding region runs from base 99 to 1994 and encodes 631 amino acids. Gene Ontology annotation, molecular function: protein phosphatase activator activity. NCBI's taxonomy places the organism in Eukaryota, Metazoa, Chordata, Aves, Galliformes, Phasianidae. The record is from RefSeq and is a predicted model, not a curated record. Gene Ontology annotation, cellular component: cytosol; nucleus; protein phosphatase type 2A complex. Gene Ontology annotation, biological process: protein dephosphorylation; signal transduction.